AUGUUUGAUCAAGAAAUCGCGGUCUUGGAGGGACGCAUUGACCAGUUGCAACAACAAGUAGACGGCAUUGCUGCAUGCAACGAACAAGAAGACCCUCAUGGCUUGCCGAGUGCGGUCACCAAAGAGUUGCUCAAGCGCCUCCAAAUGUAUCGCAGCGAAUGCUCAAGCAAGAUUGUCGCCAUGCGGCUCGCGAUCCGCACGUACAAA
Mesorhabditis spiculigera is the source of this 207-nucleotide messenger RNA. Lineage: Eukaryota; Metazoa; Nematoda; Chromadorea; Rhabditida; Rhabditidae. The record is from the annotation of a GenBank genome assembly.